This is a messenger RNA of Daktulosphaira vitifoliae (grape phylloxera), 675 nucleotides long. RefSeq lists its product as uncharacterized. The record is from RefSeq and is a predicted model, not a curated record. NCBI's taxonomy places the organism in Eukaryota, Metazoa, Arthropoda, Insecta, Hemiptera, Phylloxeridae. Bases 1 to 675 code for a protein of 224 amino acids. The transcript has 3 exons.
AUGGGCGCUUGUGUAAAUGAAGAUGCAAAUUUCAUGGCGCCUCAACAAGUUGUUAAUUAUGAAGAUGUCGAGAAAAAUUCUGAUACACUUAAAUAUAAUAGAAGAUAUUGUGCAAUGUUUCAAAAGAAAAUUAAAUGUGCAUUUCAAAGUUGGGAUCUAUAUGAAAAUCCCGGCCUACCAAAUGGUAAAAGACAACCCUGGACUGUGAAAACUUCAUCGCAGACUGAGAGUCCGAGAUUUGUUAUUAUAGCUUUUCAAGUGGUUAGAAAAAACAAAAUAAACAAAGAUAGUAGUAGAUUUGACCAUUGUUCGUUAUCAUCUCUAAAAGUAUACUUGAAUUCGGAAUCGUACCCCAAUGACAACUUGCGAAUGGACUUUCCAAAUGAUAAGUAUGCUGUACCAUAUCACAUGUACACUCGAUUCCAAGAGACGUUCUAUGAAAAGGAGAUGGCGUGUCCUAUGCUGACAAAAACAGAAUUCAAGACAACUGCACCACUCAUUGUCAUUGACUGUUCAAGGCAAAACAAAAAAUUAAAAAAUGCGCCAAUAAAUAUUAGAUUAGAAUUUGAAUCUGAUGAAAAUUUUCCGACCAACACUACAGCAUAUUGCUUAAUUGUACACGACAAAAUGUUUGAAUAUAAUCCUAUGACUAAUGAAGUUCAUAAAAUAUUAUAA